Mesorhabditis spiculigera is the source of this 606-nucleotide messenger RNA. NCBI's taxonomy places the organism in Eukaryota, Metazoa, Nematoda, Chromadorea, Rhabditida, Rhabditidae. The record is from the annotation of a GenBank genome assembly.
AUGCAUCCCAUCCAAUAUCGUCAUGAAAUCGCUGAAUUCAUCUACCCACAUCGUCUAAGCGACUUACGGCUUAACGAGCUCCGAUCUCUACAAGGAGCUAUCAGAAAUGUUGUUGCUUUGGCCAAAACCGAGGAUGAAAGUGAUGAAUUGAUCAACGGUAUCAUCUGCAUUGAGCUUUACGGCGACAAUGCGGCCAUUCGCCGAGCACGUCAAGUGCUCUGCCGAAUCCGGAAUGAACUCUCUUAUCGGAAAGCACAUCAGAAGUGCUCGAAGGAUCUUGGCUUUGACAGUCCAUGUGAAUGCCUUUCCGACAACGCGCGCAGCAACCACCAAAGGAAAAAUGCUACAAUUAUGAGCGCUGUUUUGACGUUCUGGAUGGUGCUAUUUUCGAUUAUCCACCUGAACGAAAUAUACAAAACAGAGAUUCCUUCAACGAAUAUCAUCUACCCUUCGUUCGAGUGGGCGAUUAUGUUUGCUUUGAUAAUCAACGUCAUCGUCUUCUUCUUCUUUCGUGCCUUUUUCUGCUGGUGCUUGAAGUUCCACGAGGCAACAGACAGCCCCAGGCUACUUGCGAAAAGCGAGCAAUCCCGCGGAUAUAAUUCUGUC